AUGCAGCGGUUCUUUGAGUGGAUCUUGGGCAGUGCCAAGGCCAAGCCGGCGCCUCGUAUCUCGGUGAUGUGCAAGCUGCCCCGGCGACCCUCCCCACGCAACACGGAGCGUUACCUUGCCCUCGACGAAGAGAAGUUCCAGGACGACUGCGGACACCACGUCACACUCCGCGGCAUCCACCUGCCCGACCGGUAUGUCGUGCACUGCACAUCAACUGAGCGCGUGUGGCGGGUCGCGUUCCGCUUGCGGUCGUACGUCUGCGCUGUUAGCGCACCCCAAGACGGUACAUUCCAGGUCGGAGCCUACAUGUGCCAGCAAGAAUGGGUGACACUUCGCGUCGCGCGCAGCGUGCUCGGCUCUGUGCUUGAGCCCCAUCCCCAUCGUGCAACUGGCGACCUCGACGGCCUUCCAAGCGCUGUGCAGCGGCACAUUUUGUCCUACUUGGACGCUACGUCCCUUGUUCGCUGCGCCCAGAUCAACCACGCCUUCCUCGGGUACCUCAACGACGAGAGCCUCUGGCGCGCCUUGCUCUGGUUCGAUUUCAAGCGAGAUGGGUCCACCCUCUUGAAGAAGCGGCGUGGGAUCAUGCUCCGCCUCGCGUCGUCGUCUACCCGCCGCCUCCGCACGCUCUCGCGCACCUUUGCGUCGUCCCGCGUUCAAGUGCUCGAGUCCGAGACCGAGUACGCGUCGCUGAUUGCCAAGCCAGAGGCCAAGAGCAUUGUGUACUUUACGGCGCCGUGGAGCGGCCCGUGCAACGCGAUCGCGCCGAUUUUCUCCGAGCUGAGCAACGCCUUUCCGAACCUCAACUUUGCCCAGCUGGACGUGCACGAGCUCGACGACACGGCGGUGGAGGCCGGCAUUCGGGAUAUGCCCACGUUCCAUUUCUAUGCCAACGGCAAGUUGCAAGAACCACUCGAGCUCGCAGGCAUCGACGUCAACCAGCUCAAGGACAACAUUCAAAAGCUUGCCGACUUGUAA
Messenger RNA from Saprolegnia diclina VS20, 978 nucleotides. RefSeq lists its product as hypothetical. The transcript is spliced from 9 exons. The record is from RefSeq and is a predicted model, not a curated record. The coding region runs from base 1 to 978 and encodes 325 amino acids. Lineage: Eukaryota; Oomycota; Saprolegniomycetes; Saprolegniales; Saprolegniaceae. Gene Ontology annotation, molecular function: protein binding.